CGAGCGAGCCCGCCCGCCCGCCCGCCAGCGCCGCGCGCGCCGCCGCUACCUCCGCUGCUCGGCCCGGUCCCGGAGCGGCCGGGCGCAGAGCCGAGGCCCGCGGCCGGCUGCAUGAAGGACUGCGAGUACCAGCAGAUAAGCCCCGGGGCCGCCCCGCCGCCCGCCUCCCCCGGGGCGCGUCACCCCGGCCCCACCGCGCCCCCUGCUCCAAGCCCCGGGCCCGCGCCUGGCGCGCCGCGCUGGAGCGGCAGCGCCGGCAGCGGCAGUGGCAGCGGCAGCGGCAGCGGGAGCCUGGGCCGCCGGCCCCGGCGUAAGUGGGAGGUGUUCCCGGGCCGCAACCGCUUCUACUGCGGAGGCCGGCUCAUGCUGGCCGGCCACGGCGGCGUCUUCGCGCUCACGCUGCUGCUCAUCCUCAGCACCACCAUCCUCUUCUUCGUCUUCGACUGUCCCUACCUGGCCCGCACACUGACCCUGGCCAUCCCCAUCAUCGCCGCCAUCCUCCUCUUCUUCGUCAUGAGCUGUCUCCUGCAGACCAGUUUCACUGACCCUGGCAUCCUCCCCCGGGCCACCAUCUGUGAGGCCGCUGCCCUGGAGAAGCAGAUCGAUAACACAGGCAGCUCCACUUACCGACCGCCCCCUCGGACACGGGAGGUGAUGAUCAACGGACAGAUGGUGAAGCUCAAGUAUUGCUUCACCUGUAAGAUGUUUCGGCCUCCCCGGACCUCACACUGCAGUGUCUGCGACAACUGUGUAGAACGGUUUGACCACCACUGCCCUUGGGUGGGCAACUGUGUGGGGAGACGGAACUACCGCUUCUUUUAUGCAUUUAUUCUCUCUCUCUCCUUCCUGACGGCCUUCAUCUUCGCCUGCGUGGUCACCCACCUGACCCUGCUUUCUCAAGGAAGCAACUUCCUCUCUGCUCUAAAAAAGACACCAGCAAGUGUGCUGGAGUUGGUCAUCUGUUUCUUCUCAAUCUGGUCCAUCCUGGGCCUCUCAGGGUUCCACACGUACCUCGUAGCCUCCAACCUGACAACUAAUGAAGAUAUCAAAGGGUCUUGGUCCAGCAAGAGGAGUGGUGAAGCCUCUGUCAACCCCUACAGCCAUAAAAGUAUUAUCACCAACUGCUGUGCUGUGCUCUGUGGCCCAUUGCCUCCCAGCCUGAUCGACCGGCGGGGAUUCGUGCAGUCUGAUGCCAUGUUGCCCUCGCCUGUCAGAAGUGAUGAUCCAGCCUAUGGAGCCAAGCCAGACGCCAGCCUGGUAGGAGGCCACCCCUGAAUGCCACCGAGUGCUUGUCACUGCUGCCCUACACACCUGCCUGCUGGGACCCUCCUUAUGCCACCUGAGGGAAGCAGAGCUGCCAAAGACUCUUUUCCUAUUUAUUUCCCACCGUGUGGUUUUCUUUAAACUGUCCCAUAGCUGUGCCCUCUGUUCCCCAAACCUAGGUUCCCACAGUUUAGGCCUUAGGUCCCCCCAGGCUGGUCAGUGGCAGGAGAGGAGGAGAGUCACAGCCUCUGGAGGCCACCAAGGAGACCAUGCCAAGUCACUGUCUGUGCCCAGGGAGGCCCAGCAUGGGUGAGGGCAUGAACCCCAACCUGGAGUCACGCUUGGAUCCUGGAGAGACAGGGCCUGUUGAGUAGCCAGCUCUGACCCGCAGGCGACAAGUGGGGACCCUUCCUGGGACUGCUUUGGUCUGGGGCUCCUACAUUCCAUUUGUGAUGACCACUGGGGUUUUUUCUUUGGAAGGGGUUAGAUGGAGAUAGCCAGUAGGGUAGAGCUGGGGAGCCCGUAGGGUAGAGCUGGGGUACCAGCAGAGAGAGAAUGGUCUCCCAAGACCAGACGAGCCAUCCAGGCCCCUGCACCUCAGCUCCUGUAGAGUCCUGGGCAGCAUAGUAGGAUUGGAGACCUGGCUUGCCCCUGCCCACAGAGACUCUUUAAAGGAUCCUUUCCUGUGUCGCCACCUCCCCCAAUCCUUCCAGGUCAGGGCUAGAGGUGGGUAGGGGGGUUAGCUCGAGCUGGCAAUACUUGAAACGGGUUUAUUAAUGAUGGGUAUUUUGCACAAUUUUGUAGACUUCUUUUUUACAUAGCCUUUUAAAAAUAGGAGUUAAUGUGUUACUAUCUGUGUAGUGCCAAUUCAAGGGUUUCCAGAAGGUUAGGUAGUUUAAUACAUUUAUUACAGCAGAUCUAGCUGGGAGGGACUGCGUGUAUGUACACACAUGUGUUCAUGCAUGCCCAUGUACAGAUCCGGCUGGCUCCCAUGUCCCCUGGGCUGUUCCCUUUCCCCAUUGCCCUGGGUUUCAAGAACAGCCUGGGAUGUGGGGGACUGGGUAGGAAGCUGUGCUUUAGUAACAGCAGAGAGACCACCAGCUCCUGCCCUCUUCCCUUUCAUAGAGUCCUUGAGUCUGUGCCGCCCAGCCUGCAGGGCAGGCUCCCAGCUGUGACCUGCCCCAACAAGCUGAGCUUAGGUGUGGUGGGUGGGGCAAUGGCUCAGGGGAUCAGCUGCCUGUCUGCAAGCCACACCCCCUCCAGGGUGUUCUGCUUUGAGUGUAGGCCCUGAUGCUAGGGGCCUGGAGACCCGAGCAUUUCUGCUAAUCAGGAAUGAUAAAGGAAGAGCAGAGUGGUCCAGGAGGCCUGUGUGGGUGGUCCAGACACUUCCGGCAUGGCCUCCUGCUGCUGGGAGCUGUAGUUUCUAAUCAAAACCGUCUUCUUCCCCUUGGGCCUUCUGGUGGGCUGAAGCCCUUGGAUCAAAGCAUAGGAAGUCAUUACCCAGUUACUUCCUUGCUCCCAAGGCCAGUGGGUCCCAGACAGAGCUGGGAAGUAGUGGGGUGCCCGGGGCCACUGGGAGAUGGCUUCCCAGCCCUAGGCCAUCCCCAGUGGCCCCCGGAGGUAGAUAGGAAGGGGCUGGAGGACUCCCUAGCCUGCCGUUUGUUUGAGCCAGUAUCUUUGUUCGCGCUUGUAAUAAACCUUCUGUUUUUAAGAGCUGA
This is a messenger RNA of Apodemus sylvaticus (European woodmouse), 2981 nucleotides long. RefSeq names its product zinc finger DHHC-type palmitoyltransferase 18 (gene Zdhhc18). Gene Ontology annotation, cellular component: Golgi apparatus; endoplasmic reticulum. Gene Ontology annotation, molecular function: protein-cysteine S-palmitoyltransferase activity. NCBI's taxonomy places the organism in Eukaryota, Metazoa, Chordata, Mammalia, Rodentia, Muridae. The transcript has 8 exons. Gene Ontology annotation, biological process: protein targeting to membrane; peptidyl-L-cysteine S-palmitoylation. The record is from RefSeq and is a predicted model, not a curated record. Bases 112 to 1275 code for a protein of 387 amino acids.